GCUCUGAACUCUCAGCUCCACAUAAGAGGAGCUAUGCAAGGCUAUGUUAUGUAAUUACAGCUGCAGUUAUCUAGGUUUCUUAAAAUUGAUUUUUUUUUUUUAAACAUAGUUUCUACUAAAACUAUAGUACUUAAUUUUUAGACAGCUGGGUAGGCUGGCUUCUAUAAACCACUGUGACUUUUUUUCAUUUCCGAUAUGAAGGAUGGGUGAGAGUUCACCUGCUCCAGAAAGCACUGCCUUUCUCCUUAAUAACUUAAUAACAGACGUGCUGCCAGACGUCUGUGGUGCAGCGCUGCCUGGAGUGCAGGCCGAGCCGAGGAACAGCGCAAACACCCUCAUCUCCAUUCUCCAGGCGUCGGAGGACAUGCUAAAGCACCUGCGCGCCGACUUGCUUCGGCGAACGCACCAGCCGCGCACCAGCAGGGCGGGAUGAUGCAGAAGACGACCUCACUCGUGGAGCGCAGAGCAGCAGUUUCACAACCGCAGGCUGUACACAGCCAACUGGAGAAGCCAUCAAGUACUGCAAUUCUCUGCAAUACCUGUGGAAAACCAUGCAAAGGAGAAGUUUUGAGAGUUCAGAACAAAUAUUUCCAUAUUAAGUGCUUUGUUUGCAAAGCUUGUGGAUGUGAUCUGGCUCAAGGAGGAUUUUUUGUGAGACAGGGAGACUACAUCUGUACUUUGGACUACCAGAGACUCUAUGGCACACGGUGCUUCAGUUGUGAUGAAUUCAUUGAGGGAGAAGUGGUCUCAGCACUGGGCAAAACCUAUCACCCAGACUGUUUUGUGUGUGCUGUUUGCAGGCUGCCUUUCCCUGCAGGUGACCGGGUAACUUUUAAUGGCAAAGAGUGCAUCUGCCAGAAAUGUUCCCUGCCCCCUUCCAGCAGCACUGGCUCUUUCCCUGUACAGAACUUGCGAAAUUGUGGAGGCUGUGGUUCAGAAAUAAAAAAUGGGCAGUCAUUGGUUGCCUUGGACAAACACUGGCAUUUGGGCUGUUUUAAGUGCAAUACAUGUGGCAAGCUACUGAACGCAGAGUACAUCAGCAAGGAUGGCAUUCCAUAUUGCGAAACGGACUAUCAUGCAAAGUUUGGUAUCAGAUGUGACAAUUGUGAAAAAUAUAUUACGGGAAGAGUGCUUGAGGCAGGAGAAAAACAUUAUCAUCCUACUUGUGCACGAUGUGUCAGGUGCAGUCAGAUGUUUGCAGAAGGAGAAGAAAUGUAUCUUCAAGGUACAUCCAUCUGGCAUCCAGCUUGUAGACAGGCUGCCAAGACUGAAGAAAAAAACAAGGAAACAAGGACUUCCUCUGAGAGUAUAAUUUCUGUACCUGCUUCAAGUACAUCGGGUUCCCCAAGCCGUGUGAUCUAUGCAAAGCUUGGAGAUGAAAUUCUUGACUACAGGGAUUUGGCUGCUCUUCCUAAAAAUAAAGCCAUCUAUAACAUUGACCGCCCAGAUAUGAUCUCCUAUUCUCCAUAUAUCAGUUACUCUUCAGAUGACAGGCAUAGUUACGGGGAGGGUGACCAAGAUGACAGAUCCUUCAAACAGUACAGGACAUCAAGCCCUAGCUCUGCUGGCUCGCUGGGUUAUGGUCGCUACACUCCAACAUCCCAUUCUCCUCAGCAUUAUAGUAGGCCAGCUGGUACUCAGAGUCUUGGUACCAGUAGCUGCAUCUCCCUGCCCCAACACCCAAGCCCUACAUCUACAUUCAGACAUCAUUACAUCCCUUUCUUCAAAGGCAGUGAAAGUGGUCGGAGCACUCCAAGCUUAUCCAUGUACUCAGACAGCAAAUCUUCACCUUCUGUCUAUCAGCAGGCUCCUAGGCAUUUCCAUAUUCCAGCACUAAGAAGAUCAGAAGGGGAGGAUGGAAGUUUGGAUCAGGACAACAAGAAGCUGAAGACCAGUUGGCUUAUUCUGAAAGGGGAUAUGGACACCAGAACUAAUUCCCCAGAUUCAGAUACCCGAUCCCUGUCUCUUACUCCUGGAACUGACAGAGAAAACUUCCAGAGAGCACAGGAAGGCACCACCACCAUGUACUCCCGGUUUCCAUAUUCUAAAUCUACUUCUCUACCUGGCUAUGGAAGGAAUGGCUUGCAUCAGCCUGAACAUAUGGGCCAAUAUGAAACAGACCAGGAGGCGAGCUGGGGGAUGAAAGAAUACAAGGUAAGAAGGGCUUUUCCAACACUGGAAGAACAAUCAGAUUCAGCACUUCCUAGCAAGAUUUAUCCUUAUGAGACACUUAUUGUAACAAAUCGUGUUCGUGUGAAAUUGCCCAAGGAUGUGGACAGGACCAGACUGGAGAGACAUUUGUCCCCUGAGGAGUUCCAGGAAGUCUUCAAAAUGAGCAUUGAGGAGUUUGAUCGCCUGGCACUUUGGAAGCGGAAUGACCUGAAGAAGAAGGCCCUGCUUUUCUAGUCCUUCAUGGAUAAAAUAUGUGCUUAUUCAAAACAGAAAUAGUCUUGCCAGAACUAUCACAUGCACUUGCUGUUGAACCAUUGUCCAGCUUCAUUGUGUUAGUAUGUGUCGGAGGAAACAGGACAGAUUAGAUGGCAACAUGUUGGAAUACAAAGAAUUUGCUAAUCUUGCAUUACCAGCUGGUUCAGUCAGUAACUCUGGUCCUACCCAGUUUACAACAUGCAAAAAUCUAGCUUUAAAUUUAUUGUUGCUUGCAGUUAUUGCUUGAUGCAAAUGGAAAUUCUGAAAAGAAGAGAAAAAGUGUAGCUGUGACAAAGGAAAUCUGACGUUUUGUUUCAUUAAGUUUUAAAAUAAAUUUUUACAAAAUCAAGUAAUGAAUAUAAAAUUAUGUAAUGGAGGAUCACAUGCGAUUAAAAAUGUGGUAAAAGCCAAAGAAAAGCAUGUCCACAAGCAAUGAUUGCAGCUCUUUAUGUGUGGUACUUUUUAAGAAUGAAAGGAAAAAUACAGAAGCACCUUAAUUCUUCUUAUACUUUAGACACAGCCUAUUCUCUAAAAGGUCAUUUUUGCCUAAACAGUAACUAGCUAUCUUUAAUUACAGCACAAGAGUUUUUAUUUUAUUAAGAAUAUAUUGUGACAGAAAGCACUUAUUAUGACUAAAAUGUAUACAGAGACCUUCUUAAAAAUUUACUCCCAUUCAUCAGGAAAACAGAAGCCUUAUACAGAACUGGUGUAAGAGUGUAUUGUGACAGUUAAUAGUGUUUUCCUACUAUCUUGGGGUGUUUGGGGAACUUUUUUUUUUUUUUACAUUUCAUGCUGAUAUAAAUGCCAUAUGAUCUUAAUUAUAUGUAGAUAGAUAUGUCUAUCUAUAAGGAUUUUUUUUCAUUUAUGUGUUUUCAGUAAAGACAUUUACACGUUCUCCACUUUCUGGCUUUAUAUCACAAGCCAUGAGAAUGGUAAUGGCAAUUGGUAGGUGUGGAAAUUGAACAGUUCAGCAUAAAAUGUAACAAAAAAAAGCUUGGUGUGCUCUAUCAAUAGUAUAUCAAAUUAUAAUCAAAUAUAUGGAACCCUCAUGCAUUACUAUUUGCAUGUUUCUAUACAAAUCAAUUAAAAAAAAAUCCCUAUAUGAUACUGGUGCAAUACCUUGGAACUAUCUUAAAUAACAAGCAAAGCUAACAAAAUCUGAGCAUUUGAUACGAGCUCUUAAUAUCUCUUCCAACUGGAAGACUGUAUUAAAUUUAAUAAUUUCAUAUGGUCAGAAGUAUGGUUGCUGACAAAGAAUGAUUAAAAGUGAGUUGCUAGUUUUGUGUGAAACUAAAAGAGCAUUAUAAAAAAGUACAUUUUUCAGCCACGUGUCAGUAUUCUGCAUUUUUACUGCCUUGAAUGUUUGUAUUCACUUCCUACUUCACUAUGUCUUUUUGCAUAAGUAACUGGUUAAUAUAUGCACUACAACACACUGUUUCAACUGCCCCAGCAUUGGAAAAAUCAUAGCAUUGAACAUGCCUUCUUCCAACUAAUUUUCAAAAUCCAUAUUGUUGGAAAUAUUUUCUCAUGACCUAAAUGUUUUGUCUGAUGAUACAAAUGUUUAAAAGAAUCAUUAAAACAAAGACAUAACUGAAUAACUGUGCUAAUUGUGUAUAAUU
Messenger RNA from Lagopus muta (rock ptarmigan), 4046 nucleotides. It is a transcript of the gene ABLIM2, whose product is annotated as actin binding LIM protein family member 2. NCBI's taxonomy places the organism in Eukaryota, Metazoa, Chordata, Aves, Galliformes, Phasianidae. The record is from RefSeq and is a predicted model, not a curated record. The coding region runs from base 430 to 2406 and encodes 658 amino acids. Gene Ontology annotation, biological process: lamellipodium assembly; cytoskeleton organization. The transcript has 20 exons. Gene Ontology annotation, cellular component: actin cytoskeleton. Gene Ontology annotation, molecular function: actin filament binding.